Trichophyton rubrum CBS 118892 is the source of this 721-nucleotide messenger RNA. RefSeq lists its product as uncharacterized. Bases 80 to 553 code for a protein of 157 amino acids. The record is from RefSeq and is a predicted model, not a curated record. The transcript has a single exon. Lineage: Eukaryota; Fungi; Ascomycota; Eurotiomycetes; Onygenales; Arthrodermataceae.
AAAUUACCACAUGAUUUGAGGGCUCUUUUGCCAUUUUCUCAAGGCUUGUACCACUAUCGCUAGCUAGACUGAGGCAGUGAUGCGAGGUCGAGCGAUCCAACGCGGUAGGGGCCGCAGUCGAGGCCGAGGCCGAAGUUGGCCUGUGAAUUCUCACUCGCUCAGUGAAGUUCACCCAACAGUUCAUAUUGAUAAGGAGAUUAAGGAAUAUGUUACCAGCUCAGAUCACUCUGGUACACCUGGAACUUGGACAGCUAACCCUGAACUACCCUCUUCCGAGGAGAUUCUGGGCCUUGACGAUGAAGAAGUGAUCUCACUUGGUGUCAACCAGAUUUAUGGCCCUUGGCCAUCAAAGGAUACUUAUCUCAAGACUCACUACGAGCUACUUCGUGAGGAUGCAAUUGCGCCGUUAAGAGAUGCAGUUGCAUAUUUUCGUCAUGAUCCAAAGAUGUCUGACUCAUCUCAAUGCUGUAUUUACGAAAAGGUAACUACUUUUCCAAGGAUUGAUAGGCAGACCGAUUUUAACGCAGCGUCUAGGUUCAUAUCGUUGGGGUAACAUUUGCACAAGCUGGGAUUGCUGCCAGGAUCCAAUUUUCGACUUUCAGAGCGGGAAAGAAAAUUGUAUGGGAAUACUCAAAGCGUCUAAUGACAGGAAAUAUUGUUGCAUUGUCUCCAGCAAGUGAUUCCUUUCAGAAAAAGUGCAUUGUAGCCACCGUUGCUGCAA